AUGUUCCCCAACAGAGCAUGCGCCGCUCACUACCUUUCUCUUUACAUCAUUGCCACAAAUAGACAGAGCGUUUUAGAAGUAUAGAACUUGUUCAGUUUUGACAUUAAAGGUAAGUACAGCUACUGAAGCCUAGUUAUACUUUAGGCCAAGAUAGAUGAACUAGUGUCACUCAUAUCGUGCGUCAUAUGUCCGUGCCACGAGAAUUUUAUUUUCCUAGUAUUGUGUUAUGUACAGUAAGUUUCUGAGUAAAAUAGCAUGCCCUAGGUUACAUAUAAUACUGACUUGGUUAAUCAAUGAGUGGUCCAGCUUUCACGAUAUAGGCCUUCAUGAAUUACAUGUCAUUUGCCGAUUUAGUCGGUGCGGGCAGCUGCGAUGGUGUUUUGGCCAAAAGACUCUCCGAAGAUGCUGGAAAAUUCAUUUUGGUUCUUGAGACCGGUGCCGAUGACCAGGAAAAUCCAGACAUUGCCGUUCCUGGAAAUCUAGGCAAGCUUCAAAGCACAAGUUUUAAUUGGGGCUACAGAUCUGUCUCACAAAAGGGGUCGUUUAAAGGUUAUGAAGAGCAGUGUAACAUCGGCGAUGGCGUUCGUCAGAGUUCGGCCGAGAGCUACCUGCGGCCUGCGUCAGGAAGGGACAACCUGCAUAGCUUACACAGUCACGUCACCAAGCACACCAUCUUGAAUUUCAGCAUAAAGGCGUAUGGAAACAUGAUAUGGAUACGUCUUCUUGUGCUAUAUGCUAUACGUAUUAAUUUUAAAAUUGCCCGAGCCGUAGAAUUUGUCCGGAAUGGCCAAAAACAGCUCGUCCCAGCACGGCGGGAAACUCUCUUGUGUGCAGGAGUUAUUGGUUCCCCACAGAUAUUGAUGUUGUCAGGCAUUGGUCCAUGGGCACAUAUGCAGGAUUUGGGGAUUCCCGUGCAGGCAGACCUCCCUGUAGGAGAUAAUUUACAAGACCAUUGCGGAACUUUUGGUAUGGAGUUUGAAAUAAACGAACCGUACUCUGUGCGGGAAACACAGGAAAAUGAUAACCUAUACAACACCCUUAAAGCAGGAUGUUUGAGAACAACCGUCGCAGAGGCCAUCGGUUUGGUCCUGAGUGAUGUGCAGGAUCCUGGAAAUCCAAAUCCGGAUUUAAUGCUCUUUUUUGGCACAUUUUGCUUGGGUCAUUCAGAAAAUUCUACAUUCAAGGCAGACUCCGGCAUCGUAUGCAUUGUAAGUAAAACUUUUCAAAUAUAUCCGUACAAGGUUUUUGAGGCCAUGUUCGGUGGAAACAUGGGAAAAAAAAGUUUUCUGAUCAAUCCCAAUGUGACCCACCCAAAGAGUCGAGGGACAAUCCGAUUGGCUAGCACUGACCCCUUCGCCCCGCCCCUGAUCGACCCCAAUACAUUUUCUCAUCCAGACGACAUCAAGGUUUUGGUUGAAGGCCUGAAAAUCGUCCUGAAAUUUGGCCAGAACAAAGCACUGAGGACCAUUGGAUGUAAAUUUAGAUCCCGAGUUCUACCAGGAUAUAAAGGGACUCCAUAUACUGACGAGUAUUGGGAAGAGUUAGCUCGAACUUUGACCCUCAACACGUAUCACCCUGCUGGAACAUGUAGGAUGGGGCGCGUGCGUGACGUCACAACAGUUGUAGAUCCUCAGCUGUGUGUGAAGGGAAUCGACCGCUUGCGUGUUGUGGAUGCCUCCAUCAUGCCGGAAAUUACGUCAGCAAAUCUCAACGCCACCUGCUUUAUGAUCGCAGAGAAAGCUGCUGAUAUGAUUAAGGGGAAAGAUCACGUGGCCCAUUUAUGAGCAAAUCUUAACUGAGAAUAGCUAUACGAUACCAUCUAAACAGGCAAAAAUACCUCUACUCUUAUUCAUGUACUGUAUUGUGAUAUGGGUACUUAUAUGUACAUCGACCUGUCUGCCUGUUGACUUGAAGUGUUUGUAGUUAUUGGAUGUAUUCAGUUAUCAUGAUUUAAAUUGUAUCUUGUUAGUUAUUGGAUGUAGUUUAUUUGUAACGUAUAUGUACGUUAUUUGUUAUGCAUUAUGCCUUUCAAGAAUGAAUCUUACCUCUUCCUUGAGUACACCUGUAAUGGUUACAUUUUUCGGUGUUGAACCGGAUCAUUCUAUCACUAAAUUGGGCUUGUUGCCAACUGAAAAAGUACUUUGUUUUGGGUACCUCGUUUGUAUUAAUUACGUAAGCGUUUCAGGUAUUAUUCCUGCUUGACAGACACACUUCAGUUAUUAUUUGUUUGCUUAUGUACAUUACAUUAGAUUUCCAUGUAAUAAACAAAUACGUCGUCAUCAUCAUUAUCAAACCUUAGUCGUAAAGCAUAAUAGACACAUCUUUUUGCCAUGGGACCCUCCGUGCUUUAAGCCCACCAUAUAGGUGUUGCGUAUUAAUUAUC
Messenger RNA from Liolophura sinensis, 2383 nucleotides. Its product is annotated as L-sorbose 1-dehydrogenase-like. Gene Ontology annotation, molecular function: flavin adenine dinucleotide binding; oxidoreductase activity, acting on CH-OH group of donors. NCBI's taxonomy places the organism in Eukaryota, Metazoa, Mollusca, Polyplacophora, Chitonida, Chitonidae. The record is from RefSeq and is a predicted model, not a curated record.